Caenorhabditis auriculariae is the source of this 1080-nucleotide messenger RNA. NCBI's taxonomy places the organism in Eukaryota, Metazoa, Nematoda, Chromadorea, Rhabditida, Rhabditidae. The record is from the annotation of a GenBank genome assembly.
AUGAACGAGAGAUUUUUCGGGGAUCCGGGCCCGGGCCGCGGGAUCCGUGAGAUUUUGGUCUCGGAAAGAAUUCAGAAAGAUGAGCAACAGGUCCAGGAAGGCUUCUGAUCCGGAAAAACCCGGAAAAAAAUCCCAAGAAAAAAAGACCCGAAACCAUGAACGAGAGAUUUUUCGGGGAUCCGGGCCCGGGCCGCGGGAUCCGUGAGAUUUUGGUCUCGGAAAGAAUUCAGAAAGAUGAGCAACAGGUCCAGGAAGGCUUCUGAUCCGGAAAACCCGGAAAAAAUCCCAAGAAAAAAGACCCGAAACCAUGAACGAGAUUUUUUUCGGGGAUCCGGGCCCGGGCCGCGGGAUCCGUGAGAUUUUGGUCUCGGAAAGAAUUCAGAAAGAUGAGCAACAGGUCCAGGAAGGCUUCUGAUCCGGAAAAACCCGGAAAAAAAUCCCAAGAAAAAAAGACCCGAAACCAUGAACGAGAUUUUUUUCGGGGAUCCGGGCCCGGGCCGCGGGAUCCGUGAGAUUUUGGUCUCGGAAAGAAUUCAGAAAGAUGAGCAACAGGUCCAGGAAGGCUUCUGAUCCGGAAAAACCCGGAAAAAAAUCCCAAGAAAAAAAGACCCGAAACCAUGAACGAGAUUUUUUUCGGGGAUCCGGGCCCGGGCCGCGGGAUCCGUGAGAUUUUGGUCUCGGAAAGAAUUCAGAAAGAUGAGCAACAGGUCCAGGAAGGCUUCUGAUCCGGAAAAACCCGGAAAAAAAUCCCAAGAAAAAAAGACCCGAAACCAUGAACGAGAGAUUUUUCGGGGAUCCGGGCCCGGGCCGCGGGAUCCGUGAGAUUUUUGGUCUCGGAAAGAAUUCAGAAAGAUGAGCAACAGGUCCAGGAAGGCUUCUGAUCCGGAAAAACCCGGAAAAAAAUCCCAAGAAAAAGACCCGAAACCAUGAACGAGAGAUUUUUCGGGGAUCCGGGCCCGGGCCGCGGGAUCCGUGAGAUUUUGGUCUCGGAAAGAAUUCAGAAAGAUGAGCAACAGGUCCAGGAAGGCUUCUGAUCCGGAAAACCCGGAAAAAUCCCAAGAAAAAGACCCGAAACCAUGA